Messenger RNA from Hemicordylus capensis (graceful crag lizard), 4844 nucleotides. Its product is annotated as zinc finger protein 420-like. Gene Ontology annotation, biological process: negative regulation of transcription by RNA polymerase II. Lineage: Eukaryota; Metazoa; Chordata; Lepidosauria; Squamata; Cordylidae. The coding region runs from base 624 to 3962 and encodes 1112 amino acids. The transcript is spliced from 3 exons. Gene Ontology annotation, cellular component: nucleus. Gene Ontology annotation, molecular function: DNA binding; DNA-binding transcription repressor activity, RNA polymerase II-specific. The record is from RefSeq and is a predicted model, not a curated record.
UCUUGCCCGCCCUCUCCUGGUGGGACGCUGGUUUUUGAAUAUCUCCGCCCUUCGAGGAGGGAGGUUGUGGUUGGAAGAACUGCAGGAAAUUCUCGGGGCAGGGUUGCGCAUGAAAGCUACACGGAAGGAGGAGGAGGAGGAGGAGGAGUGGGGAUGUCCAUUCAGGCCUCCCAACUCAAGCUAAAAGAGGAAUCUUGUGCCUACCUCAAACCUGAAGAACAACUGUCCAUCUGGAUCAAGCUAGAAGAGAAACAAUUUCAAACUAGAAAACAGUCUAUCCCUUCAGAUGAAGCAGAAGGCAAGCAAUCUGUCCUGGUCAUUCUAGAAGAGGAAUAAAGCUGGAAGCACCCACUCAUCUCAGGCUGGAAGAGAUCAGGCUAGAAGAUAAGUGAUAUUAUGUCCAGAUCAUUCUAGAAGGAGCUGGUCACCCAAAUCAAGGUAGAAGAACAGCUGACUGUCCAGAACAUGUUAGGAAAGGGGCAUUUGUCCAACUCGAACUAGAAGAGGAGCCAGCCACCCAGAUCAAGCUAGAAGAGAAACCAUCCACCCAGAGCAUGCUGGGAGAGGAGCCAGCCACCCAGAUCAAGCAAGAUGAGGAAUCAUCCAUCUAGAACGUGCUAGAAAUGCGGCCGGACACCCAUAAAAUGCUAGAGGAGCCAGCCACCCAGAUCAAGCUAGAACAGGAGUUGUCUGUCCAGAACAUACUAGAAGAGAAGCUGUCUACCCAGAACAAGCUAGAAGAGGACCCAUCCAUCCAGAGCAUGCUGGAAGAGGAGCCAGUCAUCCAGAGCAAGCAAGAAGAGGAACCACGCAUCCAGAACAUGCUAGAAGAGAAGCAGCCCACUCAGAUCAAGCUGGAAGAAGAAAUGUCAUUCCAGAACAUAUUAGAAGAAGAGCCACCCACCCUGAUCAAGCUAGAAGAGGAACCAUCCCUCCAGAGCAUGCUAGAAGAGGAGCCAGCCACCCAGAUCAAGCAAGAAGAGGAAUCAUCAGUCCAGAACAUGCUAGAACAAAAGCUGCCUGCCCAGAUCAAGUUAGAAGAGGAACAAUUUGUCCAGAACAUGUUAGAAGAGCCAACCACCCAGAUCAAGCUAGAGGAGGAACAAUUUGUCCACAGCAUGCUAGAAGAAGAGCUGUCCUCCCAAAUCAAGCUAGAAGAGGAACCAUAUGUUCUGAAUAUGCUAGAAGAGGAGCCGGCCACCCAGAUCAAGCUAGAAGAGGACUUAUCCAUCCAUAUCAAGCUAGAAGAUGAGCUGUCCACUCUGUUCAAGCAAGAAGAGGAAACAUCCAUGCAGAUCAAGCUAGAGGAUGAGUCAUCUGUCCAGAACAUGGUAGAAGAGGAAUCAUUUGUCCAGGUCAAGCUAGAAGAGGAACCAUCUGUUCAGGAUUUUCAGUACUGUGAGGAAGGAAAUAGAACCUCAGUGGAUUCUCUAGUAGCUGAGAAUUCUGAAGAGAGUCCUUGCUGGUGGGGUGCAGAACAGGUGAGACCUCAAAGGAUGUUGCUGGGUGGACCACAGAGUGAUGUGUCCCUGAUUCCUGAGAUCCGCAAAGGUGAGCAUAAAUCCAUGAAGGAAAAGCAGCUGGCACAGCAAAGUCAAGAAUCUAAUCAGUGCCUGGAAUGUGGAUUGAUAUUUAACAAAGCCACACCAUCCUCUACAAAAAAAGGCCUCGUGUGUAUCGAUUGUGGGGAAAGUUUCCAACAAAAGUCUGAAUUCAUUAGACACCAGCAAGUCCAUAAGGCUAAAAAGCCAUAUGAGUGCUCAGAGUGUAGGAAAAGCAUCCCGCAGAAGGGUCGCCUUCUGAAACAUCAGAGAACCCACUCCAAAGAGAGUCUGCAUCAAUGCUCAGAGUGUGAAAAGAGCUUUCAACAGAAAGAUAAGCUGCUGCAACAUCAGAGAAUCCAUGCAAGAAGAAAACUUUAUAAAUGCCUAGAGUGUGACGCAAGCUACCCACGAGAGAAAUUGCUUAUGGUACAUCAGAGGAGCCAUAUGAAAGUAUUUGGCUGCGCUGAUAGUGGAGACUCUUGCUACCAAGAAGGGUCUCUUUCAGCAGAUCAGAGGACGCACACCAGGGAACAAACUUGUUUGUGUCCCGAGUGUGGAAAAAUGUUCUAUGAUAAUAAAACUAUGAAAAGACAUCUGCUUACACACAGGGAAGAGAAACCCUAUACAUGCUCCAAAUGUGGGAAAAGCUUCCGACGGAAAGAUAACCUGCUGCAACAUCAGAGAAUCCAUGCAAGAAGAAAACUUUAUAAAUGCCUAGAGUGUGACGCAAGCUACCAACGGGAGAAGUUGCUUAUGGUACAUCAGAGGAGCCAUAUGAAAGUAUUUGGCUGCACUGAGAGUGGAGAACCUUGCUACCAAGAAGGGUCUCUUUCAGCAGAUCAGAGGACCCACACCAGGGAGAGAAGUUGCUUGUGUCCUGAGUGUGGAAAAAUGUUCUAUGACAAUAAAACUAUGAAUAGACAUCUGCUUACACACAAGGAAGAGAAACCCUAUACAUGCUCCAAAUGUGGGAAAAACUUCCGACGAAAGAGUGGUCUUCUGACACAUCAAGCAGUGCACACAAAAGAGAAACCUUAUGCAUGUCCUGAUUGUGGGAAAGGUUUCCGCCAUAAGGCAACACUUGUAUCGCACCAAAGAAUUCACACUGGAGAGAAACCCUUUGUGUGUCAUGAGUGUGGACAAGCCUUCCGUGAACGUAGGUCACUCUACAGACACCAAAAAGUACACACUGCACAAGUGUUCUAUGAGUGCCUGGAGUGUAAGAAAGUCUUUCUUCAAGAGAAAUCGUUUUUUAUACAUCAGAGAAUCCACACUGGAGAGAGACCAUACGAGUGUCCUGAAUGUGGAAAAAUGUUCUGUGCCAAAUCAACAAUGAGGAGACACCAGAUAGUCCACUUAACAGAGAAACCGCAUGAAUGUUUAAACUGUGGAAAAAGCUUCCGGAGGAAGCAAAGUCUUCUCAAACAUCAGAAUGUCCACACCAGUAACAAACUCUAUGAGUGUCCUCAGUGCAGAAGAACCUUCAAAUCCAGAGACACAUUAAAUAAGCACCAAAUAAUCCACACAGAAGAGAAUGCCCAGAGUGUGGAAAAACCCUAUCAAUGCCCAGAUUGUGGGAAAAGCUUUCGAUGGAAGGAACAUCUGUCAUCACAUCAGAAAAUCCACAAAGAAGACACGCCCUAUGGAUGCCUGGAGUGUGGAAAAUGCUUUAAACGGAAGUAUUAUCUUGUCUUGCAUCAGAGAACACAUACUGGAGAGAAACCUUAUGAAUGUCCUGAUUGUGAAAAAGCCUUCCGAACAAAAGGUGCAUUGAAUGAGCAUCAGAGCAUCCACACUGGGGAGAAACCAUACCAAUGCCUGGAAUGUGAGAAAAGCUUCCGAAGUAAGGCUCAACUUGGUUCACAUCAGAUAAUCCACAAAAAUGAGGCCCUUUAUGGAUGUCUGGUGUGUGGGAAAGGUUUUCACCGUAGGUGUCUGCUUGUGUCACACCAGAGAAUUCACACCGGAGAAAAACCAUUUGAGUGUCCUGAGUGUGGAAAAACCUUCCAUGACAGAAACAUACUGAAAAGACAUCAGAAAAUCCACACAGGAGAGAAACCCCAUGAAUGUCCCGUGUGUGGCAAAAGUUUCCUACGAAGUUACUGUCUCACUGAACACCAGAGAAUCCACACUGGAGAGAAACCCUUUAAAUGUUUUGAGUGUGGAAAAGCAUUUCGGAAAGGGAAGAUGUUGACUUCACACCACAGACACCACAUAAAAGAAGAAAGUCAUGAGGACUCUGAAUGUGGAAAAAGCUUUCCAAGUAAGAAAAAUCCAAAUACACACCAGCAAAUACACACAGGAGAAAUGCUAAAGAGUGACUCUGAUGUAGAACCUUCCAUGAAUGUUGAGGACUCAGAUGGACUGGAGAGUCCACACAGUGAGGACAGUUUGUCUCUUGCGGGACAACAUCUGUGAAGAAUGAAGAGAGUGUUUAAAAAUCAGAGGAUGAAGAUGGGAAUGAAAUUGGGUAAAGAUGCCAUUAAUGGUGGGCAGGCGGGGGGACUAUUUCUGAUUUAAAAUCUAUCUAAAUUGGGCAAAUAUGAAUGUAGUCUCUGUGAUGUCCCACCCUGAGGUUUUGAGACGUUAGAAUAUCAGCCCACUGCCACCGCUUGAGGACACUUUCAGCCACCACCCUGAUACCUCAAGCCUCUCAGAAUCGCUCUACUGUCCUGGCCUAACAAUUCCUGUCUUCAUGAAGAUAUUAUUGACAAUGAAAUUGCCAGUUCAGAUGUACUACAGCCAAGGAUUUAUUCUUGUUUAAAAUAAAAUACAAUUCUCUCUUCUACACAAAUCUACAAAAGGCAUGCCUACCAACCAGUAGCAGCUACCCUCUAACUCAAGGGUUCUCCAGCUUGGGUUCCCAGAUGUUGCUGAACAACUCCCACCAUCCCCAGCCACAUUGGCUUUUGGGGGUGAUGGGAGAUGUAGUCCAACAUUUGAGGACCCAAGUUUGAGAAACCCUGCUCUGACUUUAAUGCUCCCAGACUCUCUCACCCCAUCUUCAUACGGAAUCCCCACUGUCCAAUCACAACAGUCCUUUUGCUGCUUGUACUACAAUCAGUACAAAACCUGCAGUUUAACUUCAUAUCUUACACAAAAUAUUUUGCUAAUUGCAAUUCUAAAACACCAUUUUGUCACAGUCUCCAGGUCUGUUUUUAGAUGAGUUCUUGUAUUUAGUUUUAAGGUUUCUGUGCUUUGUAUAUUGGCGUGGUUUUUCUCUCUUUUAACACGUGAGCCCUGUGAAAUUCCUCACAAGACUAUGAGAUAAGGGGCUGAAAAACAAAAUAAAGAAAUAAU